Acytostelium subglobosum LB1 is the source of this 720-nucleotide messenger RNA. RefSeq lists its product as hypothetical. Lineage: Eukaryota; Evosea; Eumycetozoa; Acytosteliales; Acytosteliaceae. The record is from RefSeq and is a predicted model, not a curated record. The coding region runs from base 1 to 720 and encodes 239 amino acids. The transcript has 3 exons.
AUGUCACACGAGCUGAGGUACGUCAAUGGGAAGGCGAUCGACAAGGCCUGUGAACAUAUUGGCUGUUUCAUGGUGGUGUCCAAGAAGAACUAUGCCUUGCACAUAAAGAGGACGCAUCAUCACGAUGACCCUUUUGUUGCCCAUGUAUGCAAAGGGUGUGGAGUUGUGGCACUGGAGAUGGCAAUUGAUACUAUAACGAGAAACUUGAACGCAGGUGCCAACUCUGAAGCGGAUGCGCCACUGUAUCCAUUGAACAGCGAGGUCAAUGUUCUGUUCGCACCAGCCAACGACCACGAGCAUGAGCUAUUUGGAACUUGGUGGGACGCCACUGUCGUUGACUACAAUGCUGUCACUAUGUUGUACACUGUCUUUAUAAGAAGGCGUAAAGACCAAGAGAAAGAUACCUUGGGUGUGGAGUUCAUUACCAAGGGCAAUCAUCUGACGUUGGAAAGAGAUGAGAUUGUCCAUGGAGGAUACGUCAUCUACAAACCUGCGCGUGGAGGAGCAUUCCGAGCAGGUGCCAUCCAAACGCACAAGGGCGACGAGGCAGUCUCAAAAACUCCCGCUGGCAACGAUAAAUGUAUGAUCACUGUUGAGUUGCUUCCAACAAUCAAUGAUACAAACGACGAGGUCAAGCUUGUCCGCUGCACAAUCAAUUGUUGUGCGAGGCUGCAUAUCUCUCGACAGCAGUUAAUGAGUACUGGAUGCUUUCAAUUAUAA